This is a messenger RNA of Eruca vesicaria subsp. sativa (arugula), 761 nucleotides long. NCBI's taxonomy places the organism in Eukaryota, Viridiplantae, Streptophyta, Magnoliopsida, Brassicales, Brassicaceae. The record is from the annotation of a GenBank genome assembly.
UCUCUGAAUCUUGCUGACCUCAUUACUACUUGCCAUCUUUUACUCUAUCAAAAAUCCUCAACCCACUUCCCCAAAACUGAAACAAACAAAAACAAACCUAUUGAUCUCUUCCUCUGAUUCAGAUUUGAAACCUAAAAAUGGUUCCUACAUAUCCAAAUUACUGGAGAAAAAGAACAUCAGUAAACCCACAAGCUCUUCUUCCUCUGAUGAUCCUCUGCUUCUUCUUCAUUCUCCACUGCGACGCCUCGAGAGCCUCGUCACCAUCAAGUGUUUUCUACAGAAACCCCAAUAAUGAUCACAACAAAGGCACCAUGAGGAGAGGCCAUUUCUUAGGGUUCUUGCCAAGACACUUCCCUGUUCCAGCUUCUGGUCCUUCACGAAAACACAACGACAUUGGUCUACAAGCCUUGUUGUCUCCAUAAUCACACUUUUUCUCUCUAGAGUACUUUAUAUAUAAUAUAAUGUAAUGGCUGCACUCAUACACAAGAUAACAACAGUAGAAGACCAUUCAUCGAUCUCUGAUGUUUGCUUUAACAUGUACGUAAGGUUUCAGAUGUUUGACCUCUUCUGAUUGUUCCUCGAUCUUUUUGUUAUUUUUUGGUUUAUGUAAACUUAUUUAGAGUAGAAGUAAAAGAUAUUGUGGCUAGGUCUGGAUUUGUUACCCUUACUAUGUUUCUUUUGUAUGUAUAUGUAAUUAAAGUUUACGAGAUGAGGUAUUUGAUGCAACAAUCUCGUUACUUCCAUACGUAAUUAACAUCUUU